AUGAGCGGAUCCAUGGUAGCUCGGAUUCCUCGAGUCCUUGCACUUCUUACAGGCUUUGUUGGGGUCACUACGGCACAGACAUUAUGGCCGCUACAGACAUACAAGAGUUCCUCUAUCGAGACCCCGUAUCUCAAUGUCACAAAAAUGGGCCAGACAGAGCCUGGACACCUCUUCUUCUCACCACAUGAUAUUUUGCGCAGUAGUGGGUACCCUACUAUCUACUCCGAUGACGGACAGCUAGUGUGGCAGGGACAAAAAGGCAACUACUCUGCCCUUCACCCGCAGAAACUGGAUGGCGAGUCGGUCAUUGUCUAUUGGGAAGGAUUCGUCGCCGAAGGCUUUGGCUUCGGACAUAUCAGUAUCUUGAACAGCUCAUAUGACGAGAUCCACCGGGUGACCGUCGACUGCAAGGCCGAGAACUUUGUGACGAUAUACGGUUCAGAUCCUUCCAGCUCUUGUAUUGAUAUUCACGAGAGCCAGCUCACGGAUGAUGGAACGAUUCUGGUCACUGCCGUCAACGUCACGCAGGCUGAUUUGAGCUCUGUCGGUGGGCCCAAAGAUGGGUGGAUUCAAGACGGCCUAAUAUACGAGAUUGAUAUUAAGACCAACGAGAUCCUUUUCCGUUGGAGCGCAUACGAGCAUAUUGGUGAGCUUCCUAUGAGCAACGAUAUCGCACCACUCGGGGCAACUGGUGCUGGCUCUGGUGUCAAUCAAACCGACCCAUGGGGAUAUCCCCACCUUAACUCAAUUGCCAAAUAUGGGGACUCUUACCUUGUAUCUUCCCGCUAUAUGUGCAGUCUCUUCUUUCUGGCUCCCAAUGGUACUAUUACUUGGCAUCUUCACGGUCGGACGGGCGGAGACUUUCAUUUGAGCCCUGACACUAGCUUCUGCUACCAGCACGAUGCGCGCUUCGAGUCACAGAGCGACGAGCGCGUGACAAUUGCCCUCCACAACAACGACAACACUGAGUUCACGGGAAGCACCUCUUUGACUACAGGCAUGGUUUUGGAGCUUGAACUUCAAGGGUCAAAACAAGUCACUCUCAAGCGCCGGACGUGGGAUGCGGCUGAGCCUGUAUAUGCUCAGUCACAGGGUAGCUACCAGUCGCUCGGCAACGGCCACAUCCUCCAGGACCAUGGUGCCACGCCUAAAAUUGAGGAAUUCGAUCAAAAUGGCAGCGUCGUGAUGCGCGCCCGCUUCGGCUACGACAAUACUAUGCAGACGUACCGUGCAUACCGAUACCCCUGGGUGGGUCGACCUUCUACGAAGCCGGAUGUGGUGGCUUGUCCAUCUAGCAAUGGUGACAAGUCUACUGUGUAUGUGAGUUGGAAUGGUGCAACAGAUGUUGAGUCGUGGAAGAUUCAUUCGGGCUUUAAAGUCAAGAGUAAUGCUGUGCGUAAUGGCUUUGAGACUGUCAUUAUCGUUGAUACGCUUCGUAAGGGCGACUCGGUGGUCGUUGAAGCUGUUGGUGGCGUUGGCCAUGGCACAAGGUCUGCGUCUGUAACUGUGGGCCACGGUUGUUAG
Messenger RNA from Penicillium longicatenatum, 1524 nucleotides. Its product is annotated as arylsulfotransferase family protein. The coding region runs from base 1 to 1524 and encodes 507 amino acids. The record is from RefSeq and is a predicted model, not a curated record. NCBI's taxonomy places the organism in Eukaryota, Fungi, Ascomycota, Eurotiomycetes, Eurotiales, Aspergillaceae. The transcript has 2 exons.